Mya arenaria is the source of this 9380-nucleotide messenger RNA. RefSeq names its product ADAM 17-like protease. Bases 105 to 2606 code for a protein of 833 amino acids. The transcript has 22 exons. Gene Ontology annotation, molecular function: metalloendopeptidase activity. NCBI's taxonomy places the organism in Eukaryota, Metazoa, Mollusca, Bivalvia, Myida, Myidae. Gene Ontology annotation, cellular component: plasma membrane. Gene Ontology annotation, biological process: Notch signaling pathway; membrane protein ectodomain proteolysis. The record is from RefSeq and is a predicted model, not a curated record.
UCUACUUCCGCUUCCGUAUUUUUGUUUUGACUAGUGAUUUUAAGAGAAUUACAGUAAUAAAUGUGUAUUCACUAUUAUAUUUAGCGGUAUUUUGCCUCGCAAUUAUGGACUAUAAAUACUUAUUAAGUAUCGUCUUCGUGAUAGUCAUACCAGGAUAUGGUUUAGCAAAUAUACACAAGAAACUGCGGUACUUUGAAACACUAAAAGCAGAUGAUUUUACAAAACGUGUGAGGAGAUCAACAGAUGUCAUUCCAUCAGCUCAUUUGACAGAAAUCCAUGUAUCAACUCUGGGAAAAAAAUUUCACCUUGUAUUAAAGCAAUCAGACAUUUUAUCUCCGAAAUUUCGUGCAACUGUUGUCGGAGCAAAUGGAAAGAAAACAGAUUUUAAUGUUAAUGAGGAAAACAUAUUUUCUGGAACACUUGCAGAUGACAGGUCUGCUGUUGCCAAUUUGAACUUUGAAGACAGUGGAGCCAUCCUAGCAAAUAUAGUUACUGCUGACGACACUUAUGUGAUCGAGCCUUCUUACAGACAUCUUCCUGAUUCGGAAAACCACACAAUGAUUGCUUACAGACGGUCGGAUGUAAAGUUUGAGGAUGCAGAUCAAGGACUACACAGGCACACCAGCUGUGGUAUAAAGGAGGGUAUAGAUGAUGAACUGCAUGGUAAAGUGGGAGUCCAGGAUGACGAAGUUCACUCUCGUAAGGUGCGCCAUUCACCGUACCUCGCGGAGAGGAAGACGUGUCAGAUUAUCGUUGUUGCAGAUUACACAUUCUUCAGUGCAGUAGGCGGGAGCUUGGAAAAGAACACUGCGUUGUACAUGAUCAACAUGAUUCAGUUUGUGAACACCAUUUAUCGGAAGACGCAAUUCGAUGUUCAAAACGAAAUGAUGACUGGUGUAGGCUUUGAAAUAGGAGAGAUGCGCAUCCACGGUGUUCCCACACCAGCCAAUGAGAAAUUACAGGGUCGCGAUCACUACAACGUUGAAACAGAUUACUGGAACACAAAAGAAUUACUUGAGGCGUUCAGUUUUGACAAAUAUUUCAAAAAGUACUGUCUGGCACACUUGUUCACUUCCCGCCGGUUUGAUGACGGCGUUCUGGGUCUCGCUUACAUUGCAUCCGACAGGAUGACAGCAGUUGGGGGCAUAUGCUCAAAAUUGUACCCGAAGUACCCAGGCGUGAGCAUGACUUUAAAUACCGGAUGGAGUUCGUCCUUAAAUUCAGCAGGUCAUCGAAUUCUUGCCUUACAAGCUCUAUUGAUAACAGCUCAUGAGUUUGGUCACAACCUAGGCAGCGAGCAUGAUCCGGAGACAGACAACUGUGCCCCAUCUGACUACAAGGACGGGAAAUACCUCAUGUACCCUUGGGCUGUCAUGGGCUAUGACAAAAAUAACCAGUUUCUUUCCCCGUGCAGUAGAGAGUAUAUUUUCAAGGUCAUAAAGGUGAAAGGAUAUGACUGCUUCAUAGAGGGUCGAGGUGAUGGCGCAUUCUGCGGUAAUGGCCGAUUAGACGAGAAGGAGGAAUGUGACGCGGGUUACGACACAAUAAAAGACAUUGAUCCUUGUUGUGAUAGUGACUGUCAACUACGCGAUGGAAAAGUCUGCAGCCCAAUGAACUAUGACUGCUGUACAGCUGAAUGUAAACCAGCAAGUUCAUCCAAGAUAUGCCGACCCGAACUGAAUGAGAUGUGCUCUGGCGAAAUCAAGUGCAACGGUGAUAACAUCACCUGUCCAAAUAUCAUCAACAACAAGCCGGAUGGGACACCAUGCAUCGAUCAGGGAACCUGUAAGGAUGGAAUGUGCCUUAACUACUGCGAAAACUUUGCCUACGAUCUCACUCCAUGUAUUUGUGCAGAGCAGGAAAGUGCAUGUCACCGCUGCUGUAAGCCAAAAUACAGGGAAGGAAAAUGUGAAAACAUUAAUCAAGCGCUCUUGCCUGAUGGUCGGCCUUGCUAUCAGGGAAUGUGUGAGCAGGGAGUGUGUAUGAAGCAGAAAAAUGAUAUGGUUCAACGACUGUUUUCUAUUAUUGAAAACAUCACUGUGGACCAAUUUGUUGCAUUUAUGCGCAGUAACAUUGUUGGGACGGUAAUGGUGAUGUCGUUACUGCUGUGGAUACCUACCAGCUGUAUAAUACGUUACCAGGACAAGAAACUGAUUGAGAAGGAAAGAGCCCUUAGAAUUUGGAAAAAUAAAUCGAAUCGAACACUAGUUGACGAUGAUACGUUCAGGAUUCGACGUGUUCAUGCUCCUUCGGUGCGGAACAGCCAUGUGCCUCGAUGGCCGAGGGAAGAUAUGGAGGGUCCCAAUCGAUUGGCCCAGCCUCCUGGUGGAAUAGGGCGGGAGCCAAGACAGGUGAACAUUGAACACUUAAUGUCAAGCCCUCGUAAACCAAUAGAAAUACAGAUGAACUCUGAUGAGGAUUUUGGUUUUGGUGAUCGAAAAACAGAUUUAGACUUUCCGCUAGAUGUUCCUGGACCUCAUGCUGAGUUCCGGUUCCCAGCUAAACCGGACCCAGAAUUGCUAAAACAUAGAUCUGACUUUGAUACUGAUAGUGACGCAGGAUUUAGACAGACUUCUUCCGACUGGGAUAAGGAAACAAUCGUAUAAAAUAUUUGUAACUUGUGUUAGUUUAGAUAGAUUGUCGUAAAUUUUACAUGAUCUGUAUUUGUUACACAGGGGAUUGUUUCUGUUUCGUUUACUCAAAAGUAGCAUGAUUUGGAUUUGUUAAAUUAGGGUGAUGUUAAAGCUACACUCUCACAGAUAACAUUUUUGACGUCUUUUUUUGUAUUAGAAACAGCUGAUUUUGGCCUUAAUGCUUUCAAUUAGGUCUUGUAAUAUAACUCCUUAUAGAACAGAUCUCCAUUGUUUGAAAAACUGGCGAAAAAAAGUUUUUUUCUUUGAGCGUUAAUUAUGCUUUUAGCCAUAAAAUAUAAAAAAAUUACCAUAAAUAUGAUAAACUGCGAUAUAAGUUUUAGUCAUCCUUCUUAUAUCACUGGUUUCCAUUCAUUUACGCAAAAAGUGGCUCAUUACAAGACAAAAAACGUUUUUCAAAACGGUCAGUCUGUGAGAGUGCAGCUUUAAUCUACACAGUGCAAAUGGAAUAAGAAUGUAGUAAUGAUUAUGUCUUCCUAUCGAGGCAUGUUUGGUGGGAUUUUUUUAUGUGUAUUGUUAAUGUCCGACAUAAUUAAUCAUACACUCAUGUACACAGUAACAGUUAUAUCCUUAUAGAACAAAAGUAUUAUGCAUACAUGUACAAUAAGCAAUCAUCUAAGUUUGAAUGGAGAGCCCAAGUUCCUAAAAGUUGGCAUGAUUUGUUUUUAAAAGUGCCCGGCCAUAAAAAAUACAGAAUUUGAGCAAGCCCAGAAAGGAAUUUACCGAUGCAGGACUUGGGCUAGUUUCAACUACUGCAAUAAUCCUUUUAUAACAUGGACGUUGCUGAGAAAAACAAAAUUCUUUUCAUUCAUGCAAUUAACUAAUUGUAUUCUAUACUAAUGAUUUAUUCUGACAUGAUUGUAUUUGUAUAAGAUUCAGUUUGAAAUAACAAAAUCAUACGAGCAUCAGCAUUCAAUUGUGGUCCUCUUGAUAUUUUUCUUUUCCUAUUAUACAAAUAGGACGCACACCAGCACCAAUUUAAGGUGGCAUUACUAGCGUAGAUACAAUGAAACAAACUGUUAAACAUAUUAAAACCUUCAGUAUCUCUGGAAGACCUUAGGUGACGGGUAUGUCGUCAAGCAGGCGUGUUAUAACUAUUUACAAUGUUAGCCCCCCUUGGUAAUGGGUGUGUGCGUCAAGCAGGCGUGUUAUAACUAUUUACAAUGUUAGCCCCCCUUGGUAAUGGUAGUGUGUGUCAAGCAGGCAUGUUCUAACUAUUUACAAUGUAAGCGCCCUUAGGUAAUGGGUGUGUGUGUGUCAAGCAGGUGUGUUUUAACUAAUUACAAUGUUAGCGCCCCUUGGUAAUGGGUGUGUGCGUCAAGCAGGUGUGUUUUAACUAAUUACAAUGUUAGCGCCCCUUGGUAAUGGGUGUGUGCGUCAAGCAGGUGUGUUUUAACUAAUUACAAUGUUAGCCCCCCUUGGUAAUGGGUGUGUGCGUCAAGCAGGCGUGUUAUAACUAUUUACAAUGUUAGCCCCCCUUGGUAAUGGUAGUGUGCGUCAAACAGGCAUGUUCUAACUAUUUACAAUGUAAGCGCCCGUAGGUAAUGGGUGUGUGUGUCAAGCAGGCAUGUUUUAACUAAUUACAAUGUUAGCGCCCCUUGGUGUUGGGUGUGUGGGUCAAGCAGGUGUGUUAUUACUAUUUACGUUAGCUCCUCUUGGUGAUGUGCGUCAAGCAGGCGUGUUAUAACUAUUUACAAUGUAAGCGCCCACCUCUUGCAAGGUCCGUGCAUGUAAUAUUACUCUACUGUAUUUCUCUGUAUGUGCCAAAGUCAUUGAAAACCUUCACUCUUCAUGGUGAGCCAUAUUUAAGGUAAAUAAGCCUGUUAAUCUUGUCCCAAGGGGAAUGGGCCUCGGGUCCUUCUUAAGUGGAAUUUCGCCUGCAAAGUUUUUAAUGAACAUAAAAUAAUGCUUGAGGUAAUAGAUAUAUUUUUAAGAUAGAGAAUAGGUUUGAUUAUUGGCCUGAAGAUGACUAGGAAACAUCCCUGUCAUUAUUCCGAAAAUCAAACUUUUGGUUUGCGCUCCAUGGUUUAUUUUGAAUAUCAGGUAUGAGUUCUUGAAAAAAAGUUUUGAUUUUAAUUUUUACUUCUUAAGUUUGUUUUUGUUUUGAUAGGAAAAAAGAUAUUUAAGAUUUUUAUUUUCAUGUACAUAUAUCUACCUACAGUUACUGAUAUCAGCAAUCCAAUAUACAUGUAACUUAAAGGGACUAGACACUCAUGAUGCCAUAACAAGAAAAAAAAGAAAAUUUAUAUUGUUGUGUAAAUCACAUUGAUUCUUACUUACUGAUGUAUUACAUUACUAACGACACAUGUAUCUUUCACAGUUUUUGUGUAUUUUUCCAAUUAAGAAUUUACUGGGUUUGUCUACCGCAAAUUUAAAAAUAGCUUGGUAUGUAUAUCUGUACUAAUUACGUGACUUUCACAUGCUAAAUUUACACACUUUGAACUGGGAAACCAUUAUGCGCUGUUUUUCAACAGGUGAACUUAGAUAGCGACAAAAUGAUAAAUCAUGUAAAAUGAUGUUUUAUCGACCUCAUACUAGUUCGUAUUGAUAAUUCUAGGCUUGUUUUGAGGAAAUACUGUAUUUCCCGACCAUCUGGUGUCUAGUCCCUUUAAGGCUUCUUUUUGUCAUUGUUGUAAUUCUAUUGUUGGAAUAUUAAUACAAAUAUUAGUCAUAUUUCUGUAUUUAACAAAAACAACAUCAGAACAUUUCAUGCUUUAGUUCAGGGUCAGUUUUUUGGGUAAUGACAAAAGCACAGAUUUGUAUUUUGUUUGAUUUCCAACAUUGUAAAUUCUGAACAAAUAUUUGUAUACAUAUAUGAAGAUUUGCAUAUAAUUAAGUAUAUUUUCUGUAUCUUUUUUAACUUUUCCUCCCCAUUUUUAACAAAUUUUAUCCAUUUAUGCAAACUUUUUUUCAUAUGUUUAUAAAAAGUUGUGGUCUUUUUGAAUUGUAGAAUCAAAUGUUAUUUGAUACAAUAGCAACCUUUGUUUUUUUGGAAAAAUCAAUAAAGACUCCUUCUAAUACAUCUUUGAUAGCAAUUGCAAUCAUUAAAGCCAUUGCCAAAAAAACUGAGAGACGUAAAGCGACAAGUAAUCCAUUGGAAAUAUCAUGCAGUGACUAUGGAUCGACUUUCAUUUAAGUUACUGCUACUCAUGAAAUUUCAAAUGUUAGUGGUUGUUAGAAGAUAGUUCAUAACUUUCAAUAAACCUAGCUUGUGAUGUGAGAGUGGUCUAGUGUUUAAGGUGUCCGUUUCUUAUCUAUGAGGAUAUGGGCUUGAUCCCCACCAGGGAUACUUUCUCAUGUCAUAUUAAAUAAAGCCAACCGGGGCGGUAUGUAUAAAACAUCUUAACUUAAGUUGAUUUCCUAAAAAGUUCAUUGGCAAACUUAAAGAUAUAUACAAUUGUUUUUUUUUUAUAUAAGGUAUUUAUGUAACAUAAAACUAAUGAAAAUAGAGUAUUUCAACCCUUACCAUGCGGGGUUCGAAUAUAUUUAGACUUAGUAGUGUUUAUGCUUAGUUUACCCAGUUUACCCAGUUUAUGCUAAGUCGGGAUAUUUUCAGACCAUGAUCAUUGACAUAUGAAGUUGUUACAUCAUAUAGCGAGGGAGAUACUUAACUAAGGAAAAUGACAUAAGUAAAGAAAUGACUCAAGAUGUUUUAUGAUUACAGGCCUAGCACGAGAACUCGAGAGUGACUCCAGGUAUCAGCUUUCAACUGUUUUCACAAUCAAGCUAAAAUGAAUUAGUGAAAACUAGUUAAAACUUUAUCAAGAUAACAUUAUGUAAAUCAUAACUCCCACAGUGUUGAUUCACAUUCAGAUGAGCAAAUUUUGUUUAACAUUUUUUACCAUUGUAAACAUGAACAAAUCAACAUCCAUUCUCUAUACACUUUCAUACAAUGCAUCAAUAUUGAUACUUUCACUAUGUGUAUUUAUCAUUUUUUGGGGGGCAUUGGUUUUACUAUUUGUCAUUGUUAAGAGCAGUGUUUGUGCAAUACUUAAAUGUAACUAUUGUAAAUAGUAAAUAUACAGCAUUUCACAUAUCACCAACAUUUCAUAGCAUUUUGUAAUUUGUAAGUUAUAGGCUUUCACUACAUAUUGCAGUAUAAAAAUAAUACUUCAGGAUGUACCAGUACAUGUACAUUUUUUUCAUCCAUUUUCUCUGAUAUUUUUAGCUUGUUUGUUUAUGGGUUUUUUAGUUGAAAUAUUGUUUAUGUUAUUUUCAUAGUUAAGGUGCCUUCAUCUAUGACAGCAUGCUAAAGUUUUGCGUAAUUACCUGGCAAACAAUUUAAUGAUCUGAGACUUGGAACACAUGUUUACAAUGCCAAUUGGCAUAUUGACAAGUAAGUUCCAUUAGUCUGGCAAAUUGUUGUCUUCAGUCGUGCCUUUGACUACAUCAUUACAGACAAUAUUUAAUUCAUACUUAAUAAAAAUAUAUACUGAUUUAAGUAAUUUUCUGCUUCAAGUUAGUGACAAUAACAAACUAUAUGAAUUGUAUGUACAAUCUUAUUGAAAUGAUCUUCAUCAUAUUUUUACAUAAUUAUUUUGUACUAGGGAUUGAUACAUUAAUCGAAAAAUCAGCAAAAUUUGAUUUUGUGUUGAAUUAUGAAUUUUAAGAUCAUUUUAAAAUUUGCCUAAAAUGUCAAAAAUAUAAUAUGAUCUACAGUAUGUUGGCAAUACUUUGAAUCAUUCAUAUUCUAUGGAGAGCUCUUACAAUCUAAAAUGAACUUUCUACAUUGAAUUCAGCAUUUAAAAAAUGCUAACAGUCAAGUGUGACUCUGGAUAUAUCUCAUAUACUUAUUUUAGUAACACAUAUUACCUACAUGUAUAAGUUUAUGUUAAUAUCUAGAUAAUGUUGUAUAAUUGUCAUGUAUAUUACAUACAUCUAGUUAUUUCUGGUACCAAGUGCCUUUUUCUAUUCUGUAGAUGUCUUCAAGUGUUUUCAUCUUACAUUCCAUCUAUUUGUGCUCAAAAAUCUUUUGUUAUGGAGUAUGUUUUUUGUUUAUUUUUUUCAAUUUAAGAAUAUUUCCAUAUAGGCUCACUGGUGUUUUGACAACAAAGGUCAAGGUCAUGUCAUAGCCUUGGUGUCAUUGUUGGCGUUGUUGCAUGGUCCAUUGGUGUCAAGGAUAAACUUCUUUUUGGCUAUAAUUUGAAAACUGUUGUUCACAUGAAAGUGAGUACACAUACACAGUUAUGUACCUUAUGCAAACUCCACACCGCAGUUAAUUCCCUUUACCAUGUAGAAGCCAUUGCUAUCAUGCACAAUUAUGUAAUAAUGAUUAACACUACAUGAUGGUUUUGAAAAAUUAAAAAUUUCUAUUAUUUAAAAUUAUUUCUUAUUUGCAUAGUUUUAAAAACAAAAUUGUAAUGGAAAUUUAAUAAAAUAUUGCAUAAGUUUAUCAAAAAAACUUACAUUGCUCAAAUCCAGCUAUUUUUUGUACAUGGUGACAGAGAUGUUCUCUGCUCAUUAAGGUAGAUCGCUUAAGAGAUUGAACUUAUUGUUGAGUUAUGGCCCCUGCUUGACUGAGAAAACAGACUGCAAUGGCACCCACUCACGGGCCUCUUAUUUAGAUUUGUUUUUUGUUGCUGUAUUUUCUAUGCAGACUUUUUCUCUUCUGGUUUAUGUUGAAUUAAACUUGGUUUUAAUAUGAAGAAAUACAUGUACCCUGGGUUCAUUAUAAACAGGCAAAUACAAUGAAAUCAUGUUCAAAUUAAAUUAAAUUAUUAAAUAUAUGUGCAGAAUAUCAGGCCCCAAUCCUUACUUGCUUCUGGCAGUCAGUUAUUCAUGAACUAUUUAAUUAGUUGUUACAUCUAUAUAUGCACCUAUAAAUGUUUUGCCCCAAGUGGAGAGGGUUGGGGAGUAGAAUCACCCACCCGGGGGAUAUACCAGGUGAGAGGAAGCAUUCACAUCUUCAGGUUUUGACAUUAACCAAUGCUCAAGGUGGUAACCCCAGCAUUGAUUGAUAAAGACAGUUUGUCCAUGUUGUCUUGUAAAAUUGUGUGUCCCUCGUUAAUUGUAGUUUAAGCCUUAAAUUUGUGCCUCUAAAUAGUGUUUUGGUCAAAAGUUUGGCUACCAGACUUUUCCUUGUAGUUUUCCCUGUAUAAUUAGAUUAAAAAGAUAAGCAAUAAAUAGGUUGGGUUUGAAUAAUUUCAUUCAUUAUGAUGGAUGGAUAUGAAACAGUGAAUGACUUAUGUGGAAAGGAACUUCUAGAUUUAAGUAAAAAAUCAUUUUGAAUAGUGUUUCAUGCUUUUUGGCCAAAUGAAGUUUUUAUUAUUUUAUUGAAAAGCUCUUUUUUUGCUUAUUUAUGAUUUCAAUAAAAUUGGUCAUUUGGAAGGAAAAUUUUAAUUAGAAAACAAUAUGACAGCUUAAUUUCUGUGUUAAUUAAAAAAAAUGAGUUGUAAUGUAAAGGGCAUUGGUACUUUAAAGGAUAGUUAUGUUUCUUUUUUGUGUACAACAUAUUUGAUAGGAUGCUUUAUUGUGUAAGACCCAUUUUAGUUUACAGCGGUUCAUAUGUUUCUAUUACGCUGUGUGAAAAACCUGAAGAGACUCACUGUUUCUUUACUUUAGCAAUACUUUAUAAAACCAUGUGGUAUAUAGCAAAUUAUUUAUUGAAAUUUCAUACAAACUUAAUAUCUCAUUUACACCAUUUUUACAGGAAAACAUACCUUUUUAUAAUAGUGUACAUGAUGUAACAAAUGAAUAAAUAAAAAGAAAUAAAUGAAUCAUGAAGACUUA